AUGGCGGAUAUCUUUGACAUGGAUGGGUGUGAGUCCCACUUGCUGAAUGCAAUAAAAAAUUUGACAUUGGACACUCGUGCUCAUGACGAUAAUCCCUCACAAUCGUUGAACUACAAAUUAAUAGACGAGACGUUUUCAACCCCAACUCAAAAUGAAGAUCCACUUGAUGUAUUCGAAGCUACUGACACUAUAAAUGACGUUCUUUCUGAACGGACAAAACCAAUACAUAUCAAACGUCGUAGUGGUAGUCAUACCCAAAACUCGCUGCUACUUUCGAGGCCACGCCGAAGAUCAUCGAUAGUGUCUUCGUAUGAAGUCAAGAUCCAGGACGAUUACGUCUCCUCGACUCUUACCGAAAAUCACAAUACAAACCCGUUAACUAAUGAUGAAGGAAGUUCAACUUAUAAGCCGAAAUUAUCCGACUUCGAGCCUAUUAAGGUAUUGGGGAAAGGCAGCUAUGGUAAAGUUCUUCUCGUUAGAGAUUUAAGAACGGGGCUAUUGUUUGCUCAGAAGCAACUCUUGAAAGCUUCAAUGAUUAUAAAUCGCGAUGCAAAUGAUCAAGAGGUGCUUGCAGAAGAUGGAGGACCAAAAAUUCACAACAAAAAUUACCAAAGAACUUUGAAUGAGAAGCAGAUUUUGGGGGUAGUACACCACCCCAACAUUGUCAAGCUAUAUUACGCAUUUCAGGACAACAACAAGUUGUAUCUCAUUUUGGAAUAUUUGCAAGGCGGGGAAUUGUUUCACCAUUUAUCGAUGGAAAAAUUUAUGAGUGAAAAGAAUGCUGCCUACUAUUUGGCCCAAUGCAGUUUGGCACUUCACUACUUACACACAAAGGUAAAAGUAAUAUACCGGGAUUUGAAACCAGAGAAUUGCAUGCUUAAUGCACAAGGUAAUCUCGUAUUGACUGAUUUUGGCCUCAGUAAAGUUGCAUCUGAUGAAGACAAAUUGAACUCAAUUACCGGGACCAUACAAUACAUGGCCCCAGAGGUUAUAAUGGGGGAGGAGUAUGACUAUGGUGUUGAUUGGUGGAGUUUGGGUUGUGUUGCCUAUGAUCUUUUGACAGGCGCUCCCCCUUUUACAGGGCUGGAUCCUGAUAAGGUAUUGAAAAAGAUUAAAAAUUCCAAAAAGACUUUGAAAUUUCCAUUUUACUUGAGCAAUGAUGCAAAGGAUUUCUUACGCAAAAUGUUGCAAGUCAAUGUGGAGAAAAGGUUUGACGUGGAUGGCGAAUGGGAAAAGUACAAGAAGCACAAUUUUUUUAGACAUGUUGAUUGGAAUUUGUUGGAAAAACUUGAUGUGGAAGAAAAUGCUGCAAGUUCAGUUUUACCCCCAAUCUUGCCAAUAAUCACGGACCCGGUUCUCGCUGAAAAUUUUGAUGAUGAAUUCACGGAAAUGACGUUUACACCACAGCAAAACACCCUGAUCUUGAAAAACACUUUUCAUAUGAAAGACUUUUCUUACACUAAUCCAAAAUUUAUGGACAAUAUAAAACUACACAACAAUUCAUAA
Messenger RNA from Lodderomyces orthopsilosis Co 90-125, 1506 nucleotides. Its product is annotated as putative protein kinase. Gene Ontology annotation, molecular function: ATP binding; protein serine/threonine kinase activity. Bases 1 to 1506 code for a protein of 501 amino acids. The transcript has a single exon. Lineage: Eukaryota; Fungi; Ascomycota; Pichiomycetes; Serinales; Debaryomycetaceae. Gene Ontology annotation, biological process: protein phosphorylation. The record is from RefSeq and is a predicted model, not a curated record.